CUCCUGUUUAAAAAUGGCGCGACAGCUGUAUUUGUAGAAAAUUUUAUGGGAAACCCUAGGCCUGGGUACCAGCUUUGAAGGUAGGCAUGCAAUGUAUCAAAACACUUUAACGUUUCAACUAGUCAAUGCUUCUAUUUUCGGACAGGUUAUUAGCACCAUCUAAACUCAAGCACCAUCACAAAUGUUUUUUUUUUUUCAUUUGUUUCCCUUUGAAAAUGCUCAUGGGAGCUUUGAAUGAAGAGUUGUUACAAGCAUCCCAUACAGACGGUCCAUACAUGGGGAAGAAAUCUACAAAGGUGCUUCCUGCCAGGGAAACCGCGAUAAACUCCGGCAGGAUCAGCCACUUGACUUGAGUUAAGGCUUUAACCUUUACCUUAGUUUUCUAUCAGAACCAGUAAGGUGUUAGGAAAACAAAAUAAAUCCAAAAUUCCUAAAUUUUAGCCUCCAACAAAAUAUAUGAGGAAAUGGGAAAGGAAUUUUCCACCGCAGUGCAAAUGGUCGUAAAACGUGAUCGCGGCAAAGCGAUUGCGUGACACUCGGUAAGUUGUAAGAUGCAUUUUCCCACGUAUCAGACGAAAAAACAUUUUAAAUUCUCGGUCUGCAUUUUGCACCCAGUAUGCAGUCUGCAUUUUGUAGCCUGUCUCGCGGGUAUUACACAGAAGGUAAUUUACAGAAAGCUCCCCAAUCCAGAGAUCGUUUCCUCUGUGCAGUUGGACAGACGGGGCGGCUUUCUGCAGUGCCUACAACCACCAUCAUGCUUGCGAGUAAAUUCAGUUUAACAACCCGUCUCACAGCUAUCGGAAAUUUGCUCGCGGACAAAAGGACGGAUGGUCCCUCACUUCCAGCGUUUAUUUUCAAUUUUUUUCCCUUCUAUCAAAUAAUCCAAUCUCACCCAGGGGCGGAAAAUUUGCCUGGCUUUCGUUUACGAAUCGGAAGUUGAAAGUCACAAGCCCCACCUCUACCCUCCCAUCGAUGACGUAAUGUCCGUGUCGAGCUAGAUAAAUUUGUGUGAUUUAUCGAAAAGUGUAGUUAGUCUUCGCUACAGCUUCCGCGUUCUUCGGCGUUCAACUUCCCAAAUAAUUGUCAAACAUCCACAGAUUUACAACAGAACUUGGUGUUCUCAAACAAUGGAGACCAAAGAGAAUAUGGAAAAUCAGACAAAUGUAAGAGUCUUUGACACACAUGACAGAGAAUGGAACACUGAAAAUCAUCAGCUUAUCUCUCUAAAUGAAACUGGACAGGUUCCAGGUCACUACUUGUGGGUAAAUGGAACAUCUGUUUCAUCCAAUGCAGUCAGUACAAACCAAAAAACUCUGUUUAAGAUCCACACUGUUAUAGAACAAGAUGCAAACGGAAAAGCUUAUCAAGUUGUCAUUCUGGAAAAUAAAAGUGGAAGUGUUGUGGCAAUAAACAAGGAUGAUGACACCGUCCUUGCCAAGAAUCUUCCUAAAUCUCCAAGCCAAUACAACACCUUUGAAGAAGUUAGGAAAGACAAUCCUGAAGUGUUGUUCUACAAGGUGGCAAGGGAACCUGGCAGUGAGCUGUUUUACUUCAAGUCUUACCUCAAAGAUAAACAACGCAUUCUCGGUUUUGAUACAUCAGGAAAACCAUUGAACACAUCUGAAGUAGAUUUAAAUCGGGAGGAAAGUUGGUUUUCCGUGAUAUAAAAUCGCUUGUAAGUGCAAAAUUAAAGUUGCAGUUUACAAUUUAAGUAAGAUAUAUUUAUCAAACAAUAAAUUCCAGUGAGGAAAUUGUUUCACUUAGUUUAAGUGAUGAAUAAAGUCAUAUGCAGUGUCAGUUUGACAACCAAGUUCAUGAAGUUUAGCAUGGUAACACCUGGUUUUUUACUGUCUGUUUUUGGAUAGAAUAACAAUCAAAAUUUACUUUAUAAAUGUUGGAAAAAUGUUUUUUAUAAAACAAGAAUUAAAACUAGGGAAAGUUUGGCUAAAUAUGUGACAAUGAACAUCACUGAUGCCAAUGUAACCUCAAAAAAUUAUAUUUUAAGAUAAAUUUUUUGAAAAGUGACAGAGUUUGAGCUAUUGCUGAUAGAAUUACAAUUCAUAAUUUAAAAUUUGAUUAUAUGUUGAUCAUAUUCUUGUAAAAGAGUAUCAAAAUGUUUCAUGGGAAAAUAUUUUUUAUAAAACAAGAAUUAAAACUAGGGAAAGUUUUGCUAAGUAUGUUAUAAUGAAUAUCACUUUGAUGCCAAAGUAACCUCCAAAAAAAAUUAUUCAAAGAUGAAUUUUCGAGAAGUGACAGAUUAUGAGCUAUCAGUGAAAUACAAUUCAUAAUUAAUUUGAUCAUAUUUCAUAUUCUUGUAAAAAAGUAUCAAAAUAUUUCACUAGAGAUUUGUCAUUUUUGUCCUGAUUCUGUGCCAUAAAAGGUUACCAAACUAUUUAAAAAAAUAGAAAAAACCUAUUGCCAGUUUCUGUAAGACCUGCAUGCAUGCAGCAAAAUGGUUAUGAGCAUGUUGGCAACAAUCUUAAAUAAAAAUAUCUUUGAAAA
Molecule: messenger RNA, 2502 nt
Organism: Stylophora pistillata
Lineage: Eukaryota; Metazoa; Cnidaria; Anthozoa; Scleractinia; Pocilloporidae
Source: RefSeq, a predicted model, not a curated record